GACAUUGACUUGUUUAGGUUAUAUUUGUAAAUAUUUGUUCGUACUUGUCAUAAAAUUAUAGAUGGUAAAAACUAAAAUGUAAACGGUUCGUAUCUAGUUAAGCAAAAGUAUUUAAAUGUUAUUCAGCUUAUGUUCGAGGGCAGGUAAUUUUAGAUUUUCAUCAAAUAUCCUUUAUUUGUUCCACAUACACUACAUAUUAUGACAGUAUCAAAUAUGAUGAAGAAAAUAAACAAGAAAAUACCCGGUAUUCUACCGCCACCUCCGAAAAGUGAAAUAGAUGGAAAAAUAGCCAAUCUCUCUUCUAAAACUAUCGCAGAAUUGCUUGAAUUAAGAGAUCGCCAGCUGAAACUAUUAAAUAAUAAGCCAUUUAUAAGUAAAUUAGCAGAUAAAGGGGCAAAAAUACAAGCAUUCGUUGACAAAAUCUUAGCAGAAUUAAAAGCCAAAGAAGAAGAAGAACAAACAUGUAAUUUAUUCAGUAAUUUAAAAUUGAACUCAAUAGAUGAGAAAUCUGUGCAAGAUAUAGAAUGGCAAGGUAAAGUAGAACAAAACAAAAAUACAUAUCUUGAUUCCGAUGAUGACAGUGAGCCUGAAGAGGUUUUACAUAUUUUAAGUCAGAGAACAAAUGAAGAAAAGAAGGUUAAAGUUCUAUCACCUGAAAAACCUCUCAUUACCCCUGAAGAUCUACUCAGUAUUGGAGAAGUGCCUCAUGUUAAAUACAUUGUUGAUAAAACUGAAAAUAAAAAUUUUAAACCAAAGCCGACUGGUCAGUUCAAGCCAUAUAAGACAACAACAUCAGAUGUACACAAACCAGAAAAAGAAUUGCAGAGAAAAAAGCAUAAACAUUGGGAAGUUACAGCAGCUACCCCUCCACCUAUUGUUCAUGGUCCAGCAAAAGUCUUGAGCUUAGAAGAAUCAUUGAAACUACAGCAAGAGUACAAUAUACAUUUGAAAGAAAUAGAAGCCAUGCAUGCCGCUGAGAAACUGCUAGCAAGAGCAAGUGUAAAGAUGCCUGCAUUACCAGAUGAUACUUCGAAAUUUGGAGCCUAUAGAAGAACUGAGGAGCAGGAUAGUGAUGAUUCUGGAUCUGAAUCAGACCCUGAAGGCAGUGACAAAGAGGUUCAUGAUGAUGAACCAGAGCGAGGCGGAGUCAUUUUCACAGUUAUGAAAUGAUUAAGAAUAUUUAUAUUUGACAACUCUCUAGGUGUAUUUAACAAUAUGAGACUUUAAAAGUCGGAUGCUGAAAAGAUUCAAGUAGAAAAAAUCAUUAAAAAAGUAUUUGAAACCUCUUACCUAUUAUAAUUGUUCCUACCCCUGAGGGGUAAUGAACGUAUUAUGUUUGUGUUUAUAAAUGGAAUUUACAAGUCAAAUCAGCAUUUUCCACUAAAGUGCUGUUUUAAAUUAUGACUAGAGUUGGUCGCCAAUGUAUAUAUUAGAAAGAGUAUUAAUUUUGUUACAAUGAGUUUGCAUAGCAAAUCAAGUUUCGUACUUUGCUAAGAAAAAAAAUGUAAAAACUGGAAUAAUUUUAUAUUAUAAUUAUCUUAAAUAUUA
Zerene cesonia (dogface butterfly) is the source of this 1548-nucleotide messenger RNA. RefSeq lists its product as uncharacterized. Lineage: Eukaryota; Metazoa; Arthropoda; Insecta; Lepidoptera; Pieridae. The record is from RefSeq and is a predicted model, not a curated record. Gene Ontology annotation, cellular component: nucleus. The coding region runs from base 199 to 1170 and encodes 323 amino acids. Gene Ontology annotation, biological process: transcription elongation by RNA polymerase II. Gene Ontology annotation, molecular function: transcription elongation factor activity. The transcript has a single exon.